GCAACAUUUCACGCAUGCUUGCUUGGCGUUAGUGGAGGCAGUGCGCAUGCGCGGUGGAGCUCGGGUAGUGACAGUGUCAGAGAGAGAGAGAGAAAGACUGAGAGAGAGACUUCCUUUACGCCCAUCUCCGAUAUAACACCUUCUCUACACAUUCCUGAUCAUGGCUGCCGCGGAUGUGGACGUGUUUUCCGAUGAACAGAAGCGGAACCUCAGUCUGGGCGGACAUGUCGGCUUUGACAGUCUGCCUGAUCAGCUGGUCAGCAAAUCCGUGUCUCAAGGUUUCUGCUUCAACAUCCUCUGUGUGGGGGAGACGGGCAUCGGCAAGUCCACGCUGAUGAACACACUUUUCAACACGAUGUUCGAGAACGAAGAAGCCAGUCACUACCAGAACGGCGUGUACCUGCGGCCGAGAACAUACGACCUGCAGGAGAGCAACGUCCACCUCAAGCUCACCAUCGUAGACACGGUCGGCUUCGGAGACCAGAUCAACAAAGAAGAGAGUUACAAGCCCAUUGUUGAUUACAUCGACACACAGUUUGAAAACUACCUGCAGGAAGAGCUGAAAAUCAAGCGCUCGCUUUUCAACUACCACGACACGAGAAUCCACAUCUGCCUCUACUUCAUCGCUCCCACAGGCCACUCGCUCAAGUCUCUGGAUUUAGUCACAAUGAAGAAGCUGGACAGUAAGGUGAACAUCAUUCCCAUUAUUGCGAAAGCUGACACAAUUUCCAAGAGCGAACUUCACAAGUUCAAGAUUAAAAUCAUGAGCGAGCUGGUGAGCAACGGCGUUCAGAUCUACCAGUUCCCCACGGAUGAUGAAGCGGUGGCCGAGAUCAACUCCUCCAUGAAUGCUCAUCUACCCUUCGCUGUAGUGGGCAGUGUUGAGGAGGUCAAGGUCGGGAAUAAGACGGUCAGAGCCAGGCAGUACCCCUGGGGCGUCGUCCAAGUGGAGAAUGAGAGUCACUGUGACUUCGUGAAGCUGAGGGAGAUGCUGAUUCGUGUGAACAUGGAGGACCUGCGGGAGCAGACACACACCCGCCACUAUGAACUCUACAGACGCUGCAAACUGGAGGAAAUGGGCUUCAAAGACACCGACCCUGACAGCCAGCCGUUCAGUCUACAGGAGACCUACGAGGCUAAGAGGAAAGAGUUCCUCGGGGAUCUGCAGCGUAAGGAAGAGGAGAUGAGGCAGAUGUUUGUUAAUAAAGUGAAAGAGACCGAGGCUGAGCUGAAGGAAAAGGAGAGGGAGCUUCACGACAAGUUUGAGCAGCUGAAGCGCAUGCACCAGGAGGAGAAGAGGAAGGUGGAGGAGAAGAGGAGGGACCUGGAGGAGGAGAUGAACGCCUUCAACAGGAGGAAGGUGGCGGCCGAGACGCUGUCUCUCUCACAGCCGCUCAAGAAGGACAAGGACAAGAAGAAUUAAUUUAUGAGCACGACAUCGCAGGCUGAACGUGGACUUGUCCUCCAUCGUCAUAGUGACAUCGCCAUUUAGUUUUGGGUUUUUUUCCUGCCGUUUUCCUCAUUGACAUUUCGUAAACGGACCAAAGACACUGCCGGGGACCUCAGACACGCAGUCCGAUUGUGAGGAUCGACUUUCCAAUUGUGUUGCCAACAUUUUUUUUAUCCUUUGACUGUAGGACCAUUCAAAUUACGUUCUUGGAUUUUUUUUAUAUCAUAUUCCUGUAUUUGUAUUUUCCCCUCUUUAUUAUUAUUAUUAUAGCUUUGAAUUUGACUCACUAUGAUUUCUUAGACCAGUUGAUGGACUGUGUUGGUUUCUCUGUGUGGAACUUGUUUUUUAGAGAUAUCCGCAGGGUUGGUGUGUGAGUAAGCUUCGCCUCCCUCCUGUCAUGUGUUGAAGUAUUUAAGACCUGAGCCAAACCCCACAGCAUAGCAAUCAUAAGAAGAACAGAACUGUUAUUUAAACAUUUAUUUUGCUAAAUAUUACCUACAAGGGUACAACAAAUUCAGCUUAAUCCAGCAUUUAUGUUUUGGAGCUGUUUUAUGAGAACCCAAAGCCUGUAGCUUUUCUAUUUUAGUAGCUUUGAAAUGAUGUACGCGAAGUUUCUGUACGGUGUUUGUUUAGUUAAAAAGGUAUGUUUUAAGGUAUGAUAUAAUAAUCAAGCCAUGAAGACGAGGGAGAGAGAGAUGCGCCGUGGAUUAUCUAGAUGAACUAUUGUGACUUCAGGCACAUGUUUUUAUUAAAAAUCAUUGUAUUCUCAGAUGAGUCAAAUAAAUAUAAACACCCAUUUAA
Messenger RNA from Pangasianodon hypophthalmus (striped catfish), 2251 nucleotides. RefSeq names its product septin 8a (gene septin8a). Gene Ontology annotation, cellular component: septin complex; cell division site; microtubule cytoskeleton. Gene Ontology annotation, biological process: cytoskeleton-dependent cytokinesis. Bases 161 to 1423 code for a protein of 420 amino acids. The record is from RefSeq and is a predicted model, not a curated record. Lineage: Eukaryota; Metazoa; Chordata; Actinopteri; Siluriformes; Pangasiidae. The transcript has 10 exons. Gene Ontology annotation, molecular function: molecular adaptor activity; GTPase activity; GTP binding.